UCCUCUCUCAUUUGACAGACUUCUUUGUUUGAUAUCUUCUAUCUUGCAGUUAUCUAUAUUUUUUACUUCUGUUAGUUCUCUAAUACUCCUGAUCCUCCCCACUCCAAGUAUCUCAUUUUCUUGAUCAGAUGUGUCUGCUUGCAUAGGGGCCUAUGGUGGAAUAGAUUUUCGGAAACAAAUUAAUGGAAGUACCAGAUGUAAGAGUGAGUGAUCUGGAGCAGCUUCACUUGAUGGAAGCAAAUGAUUUUACUAUAGAAAUGGAUAUGGAUGAAGCAAAUGAAAAUUUGCUUAAUAUUAGCAGUGUUGACAUAUCAGACCAGAAUCCGGGCAGGACAAGGGAAAUGGAUACGGAUGGAUCAUUUGCGAAUUUGGGUGUGACUAGUAGCAGUGCAACAUCAGGAAACUUAGAUGUGACUAGUAGCAAUGCAACAUCAAACCAAAAUACAGAAAGGCCGAGGGAAAUGGAUAUGGAUAUGACAUCUGGUAAUUUGGAUGUGACUGGCGACGCUCAAAUAUUAUCUCAAGAUGAACAAAGCCACGACGAAAUGGUUACAAAUGGAACGUGUGGGAAUUUGGAAUUGAGUGGCAACACUAAAAUGACACAGCAUUUCAGAAAAAGGCCUAAUAUGAUGUCACAAGACUCCAGACCUCCCAAAAAGAAGCUGGGAAUGAAAGAAGCUUUGUCUGAGAUGGCUAGUGCUGUUAAGGCACUGAUGAAUGAUAAAGAGAACAACGAUACAUCAUUUGACGAUGCUUUAAGUGCACUUCGAGCUAUGCCGGACGUAGAUGAUGAGUUAGUAAUGGAUGCGUGUGAUCUGUUGGAAGAUGAGAGAAAGGCAAAUAUAUUUUUAGCUUUGGAUAUCUCUUUGCGAAAGAAGUGGUUGCUUAGAAAGCUACGUCAGGAAAAGUCACAUGACUCAAACUGUAUAUAGCUUAUGAAGUUUUUGAACUUUUCCUUGUCCAGAUUUUACUUUUCAUCACUAGGAAAAUCUUAGAAACAACCCACAUCGUAGUGUGGCUGUGUACAGUGCAACAUAAAGCUUAAGCCAUAUACUAAAUUACUAACAUUGAAUUUUUUUUCUUGAGGGCUCUAAGUUAAUAACUACUCUGUUAAUCAGUGGCAAAAAUUCUUCUAGUAUGCGAUAGUGACUAUGCUUUUUUGUUGUAUCACGCUUAGGCCGCAAACUACAAAGUUUGGUUGAUUAAAUUUGAACGCUUCUUGACUUCAA
Molecule: messenger RNA, 1229 nt
Organism: Glycine soja
Lineage: Eukaryota; Viridiplantae; Streptophyta; Magnoliopsida; Fabales; Fabaceae
Exons: 2
Coding region: 183-932 (249 amino acids)
Source: RefSeq, a predicted model, not a curated record